UUCUUUACAUUCAGGUGGAGUCAGUUCUUACUGGGAUAUAAAGUUCCAGGAAGCGAGGCAGAGGCAGCUGGGUUGCUUAAAUCUUAGGAAGCUUACAAAGUCAUCAUGAGGGAGUGUCUUUCUAUCCAUAUUGGCCAGGCUGGGGUCCAGAUGGGCAAUGCCUGUUGGGAGCUGUAUUGUCUGGAACAUGGAAUCCAGCCGGAUGGGACCAUUCCCAGCAACAAGGCAGUUAAACCGAUAGAGCCAGAGACUGAACAAGUGGAUUCUUCUUUUGAGACCUUCUUCUGUGAGACUGCAUCAGGAAAGCACGUGCCCAGGGCUGUGUUCAUUGACCUGGAACCCACGGUCAUUGAUGAGAUCCGAAUUGGGAACUACCGUGCACUCUUCCAUCCUGAGCAGCUCAUUAGUGGCAAAGAGGAUGCCGCCAACAACUAUGCCCGGGGCCACUACACCAUUGGGAAGGAAAUCAUUGAUACAGUAUUGGGUAGAGUCCGUAAAAUGGCUGACCAGUGCAGUGGCCUUCAAGGGUUCCUGGUCUUCCAC
Molecule: messenger RNA, 543 nt
Organism: Terrapene triunguis (Three-toed box turtle)
Lineage: Eukaryota; Metazoa; Chordata; Testudines; Emydidae
Gene: TUBAL3
Product: tubulin alpha like 3
Exons: 4
Biological process (GO): microtubule cytoskeleton organization; mitotic cell cycle
Cellular component (GO): cytoplasm; microtubule
Molecular function (GO): GTP binding; structural constituent of cytoskeleton
Source: RefSeq, a predicted model, not a curated record